Molecule: messenger RNA, 1525 nt
Organism: Oryzias melastigma (Indian medaka)
Lineage: Eukaryota; Metazoa; Chordata; Actinopteri; Beloniformes; Adrianichthyidae
Gene: ilkap
Product: integrin-linked kinase-associated serine/threonine phosphatase
Exons: 9
Coding region: 308-1450 (380 amino acids)
Biological process (GO): protein dephosphorylation
Molecular function (GO): protein serine/threonine phosphatase activity; cation binding
Source: RefSeq, a predicted model, not a curated record
UUUCAGGUCGGAAGAACUUCCUCUCCAGCUCCAGGCGCUUUUGUUUUGAAAGAAACAACCGGAAAUGCAGCGGCGCCGCAGCUAGCUCGUCCCUAAAUGUCUUAUUUUUCUGCCGACCUUUUUCGGGUCUGACCGGAACUGCUCCCCGGCGUACUUGAGCCGCAUCUGGACCCGUUCAUACCGGUUCUGGUUCCGGCCUCUCACACACUUAGUUGGAUCAAACGGAGACAGAAGACAGCACGCUCGCGGGCGUUUAGUCCGGCAGCUAGCUCCGCUAACCCAGCUAGUACCCGCCAACCCUUAGAAAAUGGACCUGUUCGGGGACCUUCCGGAACCGACACAGACCUCUGGUCGUCUCUCAGCAGCGAGCGCCAGCGAUGAGGAGGAGGACAGGACGGCCAAACGGCGGCGAGAGGACGGCGGCGAGGAGGUGGAGGUCAAGAGAGUUUGUAGAGAAGGUUUUCAGCUGUUCCACCACAAUGUUUGUUUGCCUUUCUCUCAUCAGAGCUCUCUGGGGACGGACGCAUGUGGGGGGGGCUGCACUCACGCUGUCUGUGCCGCAGGUCUGCCGGAGCUGAAGGCGUACGUGGCGGCGAGACGUGGCGAGCGCGAGGAGAUGCAGGACGCUCACGUGCUGCUGCCGGACAUGAUGGGCUUCCUGCCGUCGCGGCCGGAACACGUGUCCCGCCUCUCGUAUUUCGCCGUGUUCGACGGUCACGGCGGCGCCCGGGCUUCUCGAUUCGCCGCUGAGCAUCUUCAUCACAAUCUGGCGAAGAAGUUCCCUCCCACCGGAGACGCUGAACAUUUAGAUAAGCUCAUCAGGAAGUGCCUCCUGGACACGUUCCGCCAGACGGACGAGGACUUCCUGAAGAAAGCCUCCAGCCAGAAGCCGUCGUGGAAGGACGGCUCCACGGCGACCUGCGUGCUGGUGGUGGACGACGUGCUGUACGUGGCCAAUCUGGGCGACAGCAGGGCGGUGAUGUGCCGGACGGAGGCGGCGGCGGCGGACGGCCCGCAGAAGCUGCUGACUCUGGCUCUUAGUAAGGAGCACAACCCGACCAUCUACGAGGAGCGGAUGAGGAUCCAGAGAGCGGGCGGAACCGUCAGGGACGGCCGCGUGCUCGGAGUCCUGGAGGUGUCGCGCUCCAUCGGCGACGGCCAGUACAAACGCUGCGGGAUCAUCUCCACGCCGGACCUGAGGAGGUGUCAGCUUACAGCCAAUGACAGGUUCAUCCUCCUCGCCUGCGACGGUCUGUUCAAAGUCUUCUCAGCCGACGAAGCCGUCAGAUUCGUCCAGAACGUCCUGCAGGAGGGCAGCAUUGAGAAGAAGGCGGGGCUAACGGAGGAGGAGCUCCGGUUUGAGGCGGCGUGCCAGCAGCUGGCCAGCGAGGCGGUGAAGCGCGGCUGUGCCGACAACGUCACCGUCAUCCUGGUUUCCAUCGGCUGCUGAGCUCGUCUUCGUCUUCCUCAUCAUCCUCGCCUGCUGUCUGUUUUCCAAUAAAAUCCUUGAUUACGUUUGAAUGUU